Habropoda laboriosa is the source of this 1948-nucleotide messenger RNA. RefSeq lists its product as uncharacterized. The record is from RefSeq and is a predicted model, not a curated record. Gene Ontology annotation, cellular component: cytoplasm. The transcript has 5 exons. Lineage: Eukaryota; Metazoa; Arthropoda; Insecta; Hymenoptera; Apidae. Bases 104 to 1948 code for a protein of 614 amino acids.
CUUCUAAAUAUAGGAUUUAUUUUUAGGUUGGAGCUAGCCAUAGUUUGAAUCAAGAAUUUGAUCUAAAACUGCAUUUCUAGACGGUUUUGUAAUAGUGACAAAAAUGGCGAAUGAUUUAAUAUUGAGAAGCAAAGACAGAUUACAAGAAAUUAGUAUGAAAUUAGAACAAAGUCAUUUGGUUUAUCUACAAACAGAUGAUAGUCCUUUAAAAUUACAACAACGUCAUAAACUUGAAGGUUUUAUUAAAGAGUAUCUCUGCCUUGUUCCAAAUGAGAAUAAAUAUAUAUUUCAAGAAACUGCAGAUAUAUUGCAUAGAUCAGCAGCUACACUGCAAGACUUUAGUGGAUAUAGAGCUGCUACUGCCUGGAGUGCUAUUUCUUUGUAUGCUGCUAAUCUUUUAGCCCAACCUUGGAGAAAAGAAUAUAGAAUAUUAAGGACUUAUAGUGGAUAUUACAAGCAUGAAGUAGAAGCAAAUUUAAUAGGAGCAGAAUUAAUGUUUGAACAAAUGGGAUACAAACAUACAGGGUUAGGAGUGCUCACUUUGGAGGGUCCUAUUGAUCCUGACAAAGUAUCUAGUAUAAGCAGAGAUGCAAUAGUUGCUUUUGUCGAAUGCCAGAUAUUGAAGCAAAUAUGGGAGAGUGUUUCUCAGAAUUGUACCAUCUCAUGGUUGGAAGUUUUAGAGUUUCGGGAAAAUCACGUUAGCACACCAGAACAAGCAAUUAGAGCAUUGAACUAUCGUUUCCUGGAAAAAAUGCAUCAAAAUCGAGUAAAAGCAGAGAACUAUAGAGACUAUCAUUAUUCACAGCCCACUUGUAUAGAUGCAGCGUCGCCAUCGGUUCCCUAUCACAUUAUGCCUCCGAAUUACAAUAUGCCAAUGCCUGCUUGUCAGUCAGACUAUAGAUACAUCGAAGACACGAACCCGAUACCUGGAAGUUAUAGAUAUUUUCAGCCGAUGGAUCAUGGUUUUGUAAAUCGAUGUAGUGCCUAUGGAUGUUUACCACACGGUAACAAAUAUUUGAGCAGUGUCAAUCCUUACUAUACUACAAUGCCAGGAUACACAAGAGUGCCGACAGGUAGAUUAAUUGAGCUCGAUAUGCCAAUGUCGGUCGCGAAUUACGAUAAGCUGCACAAUCGAAAAACGUCCCACCGAAUAUCAGAUUUGGACGAGGUAGAUUUUUAUAAAAGACAAUCCAGCGAUGGAGAUCAUUACGAUUAUGGUAGAAUCGAUAAAAAAUCCGUAAAAUCUGUCGGAAAUGAAAAAAACAAUUAUGACUCGUGGGAUUUUGUGUAUAGAAAUUUAGAAAGUUUAGGAUACUCUAAAGACGUCGGCAAUCGAGAAGAUAUUUUACACAAACGGGAAUGCGAUCCUCUGUUAUUUAAACAAAAUGACAACGAUGAGAAGUAUAGUCCAUAUCGUUUUGAAAAAAAAAGAAGCGGAAGAAUUGAUAACAAUGAGGUUGAUACGUCUAUGACGAAUGGUCGACAUUAUCACCACGACACGUUACCAUUUAAAAAGAAGUCUUCUUCCUUCGAUUUAAUGGAUUCCAACAGAUAUCACGAUACAUCUUCAGAAGGUCAUUUAUCUCACCAUAAUAAAGAAAAAAGGCACAGCAGUCAAACGCUUCCAAUUCAACGUUCCCACCGAUCGUCAGAUCAAAUUGUAAAAAUUGCGGAUAGUUUAAAGAAUUUGGGACUUUCUUAUUUUGGGAAAGAGAACGAAAUGGAAGAUGGAAAUAUGAAGUGGAAUUGUGCGACUUGCACGUAUCUUAAUUCAUCUCCGAAGGAAAUUUGCGAGAUGUGUGGAAAGUCUAGGCACAAAGGAAACGAGGACAAACCAUUAGCAAGUGGUGGAAAAGAAUGUCCAAGGUGUACAUUAGUAAACGAGCAAAAUGUCUCGAAAUGUGAAGCCUGUGGUAUCAGUUUAAAAGAUUCACCUACUUACAUUUAG